This is a messenger RNA of Bombus pascuorum, 5278 nucleotides long. Its product is annotated as adenylate cyclase type 10-like. Gene Ontology annotation, cellular component: cytoplasm. Gene Ontology annotation, biological process: cyclic nucleotide biosynthetic process; intracellular signal transduction. The record is from RefSeq and is a predicted model, not a curated record. NCBI's taxonomy places the organism in Eukaryota, Metazoa, Arthropoda, Insecta, Hymenoptera, Apidae. Gene Ontology annotation, molecular function: adenylate cyclase activity.
AUGAAUAACAAAAUUGUGUACAAUCCUGCUAGAAUUGCGCGAAGAGAAAUUCGUAAAAAGCUAAACGUAGAUGGAUUCACACUGAAAAGGAAAUUCGUGGACCAUUCCGAGGAGAAUGACUUAAGAUCAGAGCAAUUAAGACUCGAGCAUCACACGAAAAUAUUCGCUUCGAUGUGUCCGGAUGAAAUUCUGGAUCACUAUGACGAUUAUAAUACCAGAAUGUAUUACACCACUUUAAUGCUUGGUGACAUAUCAGGUUUUACAGACCUUGCUGAGAAAUACACUAAAACCGGAAAAGGCGGGCCUUCGAAACUAACAGAAACCUUGAACAGUUACAUCGGCGCUAUGGUACAAGAAAUACUUUCCCACAAUGGUGACGUGUUGAAAUUUUCUGGAGAUGCGUUUAUCGUGAUGUGGAAGCUCCAUGAAGGAAUGAUGAUGCGAGACUUGGCCAUAGCAGCGAUGCAAACCGCUUGCAUCAUUCAGAAACAUUUUGGGUCCUAUGAUACUGAAGUUGGAGUGACUCUUAAGGUAAAAUUAGCUAUUGCUUCUGGAAAGACAUACUUCACAUCUAUCGGAGAUCCCGAAUCCAUGUCACACUAUAUUAUCACCGGUACACCAGUGUGGGAUGUGAAAUUCGCCGAAGGCCUUUGCCGAGGAGGCGAUAUCCUAGUGGCUCCUAGCAGCUGGCAAUGGGUUAAUCCAAACGAAUAUGUCCAUGAAACCCUUCCGGAUGGUAUACACACACUUAUUAUAUCUUGCACGGGCAUGUGGUAUCAAGCUAAAGACGACGAAUUAAUCACCAGUACAGAUGACGAAGACAACGAAUAUGAGCCGGAUUUUUAUGAUCCGACGAUAUUAACCAGAAUAGAUCAUAAGUCAGGAACUCUCAUGAGAGUGGAAAAUUUAAGCAAGUCGAUUACAGCUGUAAGCAGAACAGACUGUCCUAUUUCUAGAAAAAAUUCGAUGCUUAAAAAUAUAAUGUUUUUAGUACGGCCUAAAGUUAUAAAGGUAGCAGAAGCUUGUUUAAAAGAAGCUUUACGAAGCUACAUGGUGAGACCAGUCAUUCGGUCUACCGAAAUGGACGAACCAUUGGAAUAUCUGACCGAAAUGAGACAGGUGGUGAUUCUCUUUAUCAAUGUAAUCACUUCCAAUGUAGGCAAAAAUCAAUUAAUUGCCUUAGUGAACUCUGCUUAUAAACUAGUGUGCAACAUCGUCGAUGGGAUGCACGGAUGCGUGAACAAGACGUCCCUCUUCGACAAGGACUUAAUGUUCCUUUGUGUGUUCGGUUUACGAGGCGACAAACACGAACUAGAAUCGCAAAUCGGUUUAAGAUGCGCGUUGAAGUUACGAUCGAAUCUCAUAGCGAUAGAAAAUGUGAAAUCUGUAACGGUAGGUGUGACAACGGGAAUGACAUACUGCGGAGUCGUAGGGCACAUUUUACGCAGAGAAUACACCGUGAUUGGAAUAUCAGUGAACAAGGCUGCGAGGCUUAUGGUGGCAUAUAGAGACAAGGUGGUUUGCGAUCGAGAAAGUUUCCUCAAUUCUCACUUAGAGGCGAGGCACUUCAUUUUACAAGAACCAAGAUACUUAAAAGGAAUCACCAACAUCGGACCGAUAUAUGAAUUUCAGGAACAACCAAAGUACAUUGUAUCAGACUUAGUUUUCAGUAAGUAUCCUUUACUUGGUCGAAGCAAGGAACUUAGAACUUUUAAAAGGAUACUAAUGAGACUCUUAGAAUAUUCCAAGAGGAAUAAAGAAAACCGUGGCGUUCGACCAAAAUAUAAUACACUUAUCAUAAAGUACUUAUCCUUAUUAUUUCGUCAUUACAUGGAAACGCGCUAUAAUUACAUUUCUCUACAAGCAGGGGAUAACAAGGCCCCGUACAACUUGGUACAUUUAUUAUUUUCAAUGCCUCUUGGUUUCACCCGCACUUCUACGCGAAAAGAGCGCGAAGACAAACUGCUUUUACGACUGGGCAAAAUGAAGCACACGUACUACCUGUGUGUUUUUAAUCAACCCUUCAAUGUGCAUUUCUCUAUCACUCAUCGUUAUAACGCUCUCACUGAUAUGGACAAACAAAAGCUUUUAAGAAAGUUCCUAUUGAAAUUAAUGAAAGGCUGCUUCGAAGAAUUGUGGGUGGUGAUCAUCGAUGAUGCGGAAUAUGUCGAUCGGGAGUCUUUGGAAAUCUUCGAUGUCCUUACAAAGAAAGACAAGAUAUUCUUUGCACUGACUAUUGGUCGCAAAUUGGACACAGACUUUCCGUUAUAUUUAAAUUUUUUGCACAGAGCGAAGGUAAUUGAACUGAUUGGGAUAGACAAGUGGUACCAUGCUGGCUUAGCAUGUCAGAUACUUAAUGUAAAUGGUUUACCUGCAGAACUAGAAAAACUGAUACAAGAAAGAAGCUUCGGGAAUCCUGGCUGGAUCGAGAGUUAUUUAGUGAGUCUUCUCCAAGUCGGUGGUUUAGAGAUAAUAAAUAUAACGAAAAAGGAAGCAAAUAUGAAGGGCUAUGUGUUACCUCCUGUAUCUAUGUUGGAAAGGUUUACUCGAAAACAUAUACUUAUGCAAGACAGCAUGAUAUCAUUAUUGGAGGAAGACAUGAUGACUCUAAAGAAAAAACAUUUGAGUAUCGAUAAUGAGGAAGCCAUAAUCGCGAUUUGUAACAUUGCUGAGAACUUCAUGCACGAAGACGUGGAUCCCGAAAUUACGAUGGAUGAUAAUAUCAUAUUGAUAAAUAACAGGAAAUAUCUUGUUACGUUAGCUAUGAUAUUGAAGCUUUUCGAUUCGUUGACUCCUCUUGAUCAACUUCUCUUGAAAUGUGCUUCAGUGAUCGGGGAAACGGUGAAUAGACAUAUGCUAGAAAGUUUAAUGUCAAUCACUCCUAAAAGAGAAAUCGGACUUGCUGUUACGAAACUCUUUGAAAUACGAGUCUUCGGCUGUGCAAUUGGCGACUUUUCCAAAAAUGCGGGCCCUAUAGUAUUUAUCAAAAAUAUGCGAAAUCCUAAUUCAGAGAUGGACAUAUUCUGCAAGUGUAUUGGUCUCACUAUUCCAGAUGAACUGGUAGAUUUGCCAAGAUAUGCUUCCUGCGGCUUGAUGAGAUUUAAGAUGUCAAUGUUUCGUAACACCACUUAUCAAUUGCUUACGGAAAAUCAGAAGAUAGAAUUGCACAACCAGGCGUUGAAAUAUUUGCAACACUAUACAAGACGUUGUGUUUCUUGCGGAGAGGGUCAAUUCGCAAAAUUAUUGGGGAAAACAUCAAACAAAGAAGAUAGGAAGAAAAAAAUGACAGACAUCGAUGAAAUGUUUGAACUGGAUUAUAGCGAUGAGGUUGUUAACAAGGAAGACGAAAAAAGUAAAUUGAAAAGUUUUGAAAAAUCCUAUCAACUUUCGAUAAUUUCUUCUCGAGUAACAUUGAUAAUAACAUUAAAUAAUAGAGAAGAAGGAAUUACUUUCUUGCCUGAACCUAUUUCGACGUAUGAAAGGAAACCGACGGUAACGUUUUCAGAUGUAGAUUUUUCUAACUGUCUGUGUGAACUGAUACUAAUGACAGUCUAUACUCAAAUACUCGACCAUUGUCGUGGCAUUGGGAAUAUUGAAAAGACGCUCACUGCUCUUUUAGAAUUUGCAGAAAUUUGCUUGAUGAAUUGUAAUAUACCUCAAGCUCGAAAGCUUCUAUCAGAAAGCGAAACUGUCCUAGUGAAGCUAUUCGAAUCGAACGAAGACGAAAUAGUUCUUUUACCCUAUCUCACUGCGAAGAUACAGACUCUUCAAGGACAAUGUUUUCUUGAAUGCGGUUCCAUUUUCGAGGCCGAAGGAUCUCUCGAAAUGGCAUUAAAAAAUUUAGGAUACAAAUUUCCAAAGCUAGAAAUGAUGAUCGAUCUGAACUCAUUCGCGCAAUUGAUGAACUUAAAAAUAAAAUUGAUAUGUCCCAAGAAGACAGAGCUGCUAAACGGUGUCGAAGGAGACAAUAUAGAUUAUACUAAACAAUUAUCAGAAUGCUUGGCGCAAAUGUUCGAACUCUUCAGGUUUAAAGGGAUGAAGAAACACGCUCGCUUAGCAGCAAUGUGGGGUUUGAACGCAGCUUUGGAAUCUAACAAAGAUUUAUACAUUCUCUGUACAUCGUUCACCAACAUGCUAAUCACAGCACAUAUGUAUCAAGACAGAUAUAUAAUUCCAUAUUUGGAACAAAAAGCUAUCAAUAUUUGCAACGAAAGCAGAGAAACACUUGAAGCUCAAGAACUGAAUGUGAUCAUUCAACUUUACGCAGGAAUAUUCUUUUCUCGCUGGAUAAGGGGACAGAUCUCAAAAGCUAUUCAAAUCGGUUUCAUUUGUAAUAGGAUGGCCAGUGCGAUCGGAUCCACAUUCUUGAAGCUGGUGGUACUGCCACGAUUAAUUCAUUUGCUGAUGAUCUCUUGCCGACAUUCGGAAGUAGUUACUCAAUUAAGGGAAUUAGAGUUUAUAUCUCAUCAUAAUUUUGACAAAUCUGGACGUACUUGGUAUUAUGCACUUUGCGCUGACAUCCAUUUAGAUACUGGAUUAACGAUUCUCCCUUUCCAAGCUUGUGAACAGUACUUUCUUCAGGAAGGCGAACAAAUGAUCAGUUUACAUGAUCCAGAAGCAGAAAGACGAUAUUUCACGUCAAUGUGGCUAUGGUGUAUUAGAACUGAAGAAUGGGAAGCUGCGAAAGUAUGGAGCGGUAGAAACGUGGAGAGCAUUAACAUAAUGGAUGAACAUAUAGUUGCAGCAACAAUUACUGCUUUAAAAAAGCUCGAAGGUCUACUAAUUCUUUAUGUGCAUAAACUAAAUAGUCGAAAUGUUGAUGCAGCUAUUACUAUGAUGGAGAUUAAAAGUAUAUUCAAAGAUACAAAGAAAAUGAGCAAAAUUGUUGAAAUCGUAAUUCCCAGAUAUAUGUUGCUGAAAGCGUAUUAUUGGAUGAUAAAAUCGCAGAAAAGUAACGCAAUAAAGAUUUUGAAAAAAUUACAGAAAGUAUGCAAAAAAAUGGAAAACAAAAUGAUUUACGCAUGGGCACUACAUUGUGAAAAAACUUGGUCAGGUGGAAUCUCUUCUGUACAUACAGACAAAUGGAGAGAAAUCACGGACAGUAAAAUACUAGAUAAAUGGGAUGAAAUCAAUGUUAAUAAUUCAAAUAUGAUAAUCUUUACUUUUCCCUUACCAAAAUAUCUUCUUUGACAACUUUUUAUUUUUAAUUUCAAUUAAAAUGAAUGUAAUUAUACAAAAUAAAAUACAUAUUAUAAUAAAAUAUUGUCGAAAAAGAAAA